UGCCAGCAUUUAGCAGACGUUCGACCGCUACUUUCACCAGAAUUAAACACUCAUGCACCAUGUGAAGAUUGUGGAGAAACUGAAGAGAAUUGGGUUUGCCUGAUUUGUUACAAGGUCUAUUGUAGCCGAUUCCGUAAUGAACACAUGUUAUUUCAUGGUAUAGAGACAGAACAUAGAAUGGUCCUCAGUUAUUCAGACUUGUCUGUCUGGUGUUAUGCUUGUAAUAGUUAUAUAGACAAUGAGGUUAGUCCAAGAGAAGUAGUUAUAUAG
Molecule: messenger RNA, 270 nt
Organism: Lottia gigantea (owl limpet)
Lineage: Eukaryota; Metazoa; Mollusca; Gastropoda; Lottiidae
Exons: 2
Molecular function (GO): zinc ion binding
Source: RefSeq, a predicted model, not a curated record